Messenger RNA from Peromyscus maniculatus bairdii (prairie deer mouse), 4895 nucleotides. The record is from RefSeq and is a predicted model, not a curated record. NCBI's taxonomy places the organism in Eukaryota, Metazoa, Chordata, Mammalia, Rodentia, Cricetidae.
GAAGAAGAAGAAGAAGAAGAAGAAGAAGAAGAAGAAGAAGAAGAAGAAGAAGAAGAAAUUAUAGUUUCCUAGGACUUCAACAGGCUUGCCUAGCAUCCACUCAGGGCCGCAGAGUGGGAUGCCUGUGAGGGAAUGUGCUGGAAGCCCAGGGGCCAGCCAAAGUAAAGACCAAAGCUAUUUGUGGAAGGUCUCAGGAGCAGGGAGCAGAGAACUGAAAAAUCCUGGUACAGAUGGGAGCUGAAGGAGGAUCUGUAGAGCUGGGGCGGCUGUCAGCAAAGGCACCAGAGAUGAAUGAAAGGAAGGAUGUGAGCUGUUGCCUACAGCAGGGAGAGGAGACAAGAAUGGAAACGGAACAGGAGUCGUUGAGCUCGAGGUGACUGAGUAUCAGCUUGCUGUCAUAUAAAUAUCAAUUCAGAGUCCAUUACCAUUUUCCAGGCUCUUUCCCUUCCCCUAUCAUUAAUGGCUUCAGACUGAGAUCGCCACUUAGUGUCUGUACUGCUCAGCAGAAGGAACUUCCACACUCCAAUUAGUUGAGAACCUAGAUGAGAAAGAAUUGUCAGGGCAGCAUCUAGCCUAUGAAUUUUAAUUCAUAUUUAACCAAAUGUGAAUCAUGAUUGCUCAUGUUUUUGAAAAUUUCAAAGAGCCAUUGAAGAGAUGUAUGCUUUGUUCCUCUCCUUUAUAUGCGCCCAAGUUCCACCUGAUUAGGUCCCGUCGGUCCAUGGGACAUAGAGGAGCAGUGCAAGACUGUCCACCCCUCUGGGCUGUGGGUCCGCCUUCUGUUGUUGUUCUGUUAUUACUAUAGCAUCUUUUCUCCUGGCUUUCUCCUUCCUUUGUUCCUUCCCCUCAGAUGAAAACAGGAGCAAGAACCAGAACCUUCCAUUAAAAGUGAUCGGAAAGCAAUCUCUUUUGCUUUCUCAGUGAGUAAAUGGGGAAGCUGAAAUUGAGAAACAGUGACGAGUGCCCUGAUUCCAGCCUUGUUACCAUGGGACCGUGGUCUCAUGUAGGCUUGUUCUCUGUGUACCAUAGCUUAUUGUGUUGAUGGCUUAUUUAUUUUGAUCUCUACAGAGGAGCUUUACUUCCAUGGCUCAGGACACACUCCUGGAUCAAGCUCAGAGAACUUUCUGUGUGGACCUAAGCCCCAGGACCCUCGAAAGGGCUGCGGAUGAAGAUGACAAGCGUCCGAUGCAAGCUGGCCCAGUAUCUAGAGGACCUCGAGGAUGUGGACCUCAGGAAAUUCAAAAUGCACUUGGAAGAUUAUCCACCUGAGAGGGGCUGCAUCCCACUCCCCAGGGGCCAGAUGGAGAAGGCCGACCAUUUGGAUCUAGCCACACUCAUGAUCGACUUCAAUGGGGAGGAAAAGGCAUGGGCCAUGGCUGUGGGGAUCUUUGCAGCUAUCAACAGGAGAGACCUCUGGGAAAAAGCUGAGAAGGACCAGCCAGAGUGGAGUGAUGAGCGUGCUUCUAAUCUCACUGUGGUAUGCCAGGAAGACAGCCUUGAAGAGGAGUGGAUGGGUUUGCUGGGAUACCUUUCCCACAUAUCAAUUUGUAAAAAAAAGAAAGAUUACUGUAAGAUGUACAGAAGACAUGUGAGAAGCAGGUUCUACUGUAUCCAAGAUCAAAAUGCACGUCUGGGUGAGAGUGUUGACCUCAGCAAACGCUACACUCAGCUACAAAUGGUCAAGGAGCAUCCCAGCAAGCAAGAGAGGGAGUAUGAACUACUGACCAUUGGCAGGACCAAAAUGUGGGACAGCCCCAUGAAUUCCAUUAAGCUGGAGUUACUGUUUGAGCCUGAGGAUAAGCACACAGAGCCUGUGCACACAGUGGUGUUCCAGGGAGCAGCAGGCAUUGGGAAAACAAUACUAGCCAGGAAGAUUAUGUUGGACUGGGCAUCUGGGAAGCUCUUCAAAGACAAAUUUGAUUAUGUAUUCUUUAUCCACUGUCGAGAGGUGAGCCUCAGGACACCAAGGAGUCUGGGAGACCUGAUUGUCAGCUGCUGGCCUGAUCCAAACCCACCACUGUGCAAGAUCCUGCAUAAGCCUUCCAGGAUCCUCUUCCUCAUGGAUGGCUUUGAUGAGCUGCAAGGGGCCUUUGAUGAGCACAUUGGAGAGGUCUGCACAGACUGGCAGAAGGCUGUGAGGGGAGACAUCCUGCUGAGCAGCCUCAUCCGAAAGAAGCUGUUGCCCAAGGCCUCUCUGCUCAUUACAACGAGGCCGGUAGCCUUGGAGAAACUGCAGCAUCUGCUGGACCACCCUCGCCAUGUAGAGAUCCUCGGUUUCUCCGAGGCCAAAAGGAAGGAGUAUUUCUUUAAGUAUUUCUCAGAUGAGCUGCAGGCCAGGGAAGCCUUCAGGCUGAUCCAAGAGAAUGAGAUCCUCUUUACCAUGUGCUUCAUCCCCCUGGUCUGCUGGAUUGUGUGCACAGGGCUGAAGCAGCAGAUGGAGACCGGGAAGAGCCUGGCCCAGACCUCCAAGACCACUACUGCCGUCUAUGUCUUUUUCCUCUCCAGCCUGCUGCAGUCCCGAGGGGACAUGGAGGAGCAUCUCUUCUCUUCCCACCUACAGGGGCUCUGCUCACUGGCUGCAGAUGGAAUUUGGAACCAGAAAAUCCUAUUUGAGGAGUGUGAUCUGAGGAAACACGGCCUGCAGAAGACAGAUGUCUCUGCUUUCCUGAGGAUGAACGUGUUCCAGAAGGAAGUGGACUGUGAGAGAGUCUACAGCUUCAGCCACAUGACCUUCCAGGAGUUCUUUGCUGCUAUGUACUACUUGCUGGAAGAGGAGGAAGAGGGGGUGGCUGUGAGGAAGGGACCAACAGGUUGUUCGGAUCUCCUGAACCGAGACGUGAAGGUCCUCCUAGAAAAUUACGGCAAGUUUGAAAAAGGCUAUCUGAUUUUCGUGGUCCGUUUCCUCUUCGGCCUUGUGAACCAGGAGAGAGCCUCCUAUUUGGAGAAGAAAUUGAGUUGCAAGAUCUCUCAGCAAGUCAGACUGGAGCUGCUGAAGUGGAUUGAAGUGAAAGCCAAGGCCAAGAAGCUGCAGAGACAGCCCAGCCAGCUGGAACUGUUCUACUGCCUGUAUGAGAUGCAGGAAGAAGACUUUGUGCAGAGGGCCAUGGACCACUUUCCCAAAAUUGAGAUCAACCUCUCUACCAGAAUGGACCAUGUGGUGUCCUCCUUUUGUAUCAAGAACUGUCACCGGGUGAAAACGCUUUCCCUGGGGUUUCUCCACAACUCCUCCAAGGAAGAAGAAGAAGAGAAGGGAGAAAGUCAACACUUGGCCCAGGACCAGGGUGUUUUCCCAGAGCCCCACACUGCCUGUUCUUCCAGAUUGGAGAGCUGCUAUCUCACGUCUAGCUUCUGCCGAGGCCUCUUCUCCAGUCUAAGCACCAACCAGAACCUCACAGAACUGGACCUCAGUGACAAUACCCUGGGGGAUGCGGGCAUGAGGGUGCUGUGUGAGGCACUCCAGCUUCCAGGCUGUAACAUUCAGAGACUGUGGUUGGGCCGCUGUGGACUUACCCAUCAAUGCUGUUUCGACAUCUCCUCUGUCCUGAGCAGCAGCCAGAAGCUGGUGGAGCUGGAUCUGAGCGACAACGCCCUGGGGGACUUUGGAGUCAGACUUCUGUGUGCGGGACUGAAGCACCCAUUCUGCGACCUGCAGGAACUCUGGUUGGUCAGCUGCUGUCUCACAUCUGCGUGUUGUCGGGAUCUCGCAUUGGCUCUGAGCUCCAACCGUUCUCUGACCAGACUGUACAUCGGAGAAAAUGCCUUGGGAGAUUUAGGAGUUCAAGUUUUGUGUGAAAAAAUCAAGCACCCACAGUGUAACUUGCAGAAGCUGGGGUUGGUGAACUCCGGCCUUACUUCCAUUGGUUGUUCGGCUCUGACCUCUGUGCUCAAAGCCAGCCGGAACCUCACACACCUCUACCUGCGAAACAAUGCUCUCGGAGACUCGGGGCUCAAACUCCUCUGUGAGGGACUUCUGCACCCCAACUGCAAGCUGCAGAUGCUGGAAUUAGACAACUGCAGCCUCACCUCACACUGCUGUUGGAAUCUCUCCACAAUGCUGACCCGCAACCGGAGCCUUCGGAAGCUGAACCUGGGCAACAAUGACUUGGGCGACCUGGGUGUGAUGAUGCUCUGUGAAGUUCUGAAACAGCAGGGCUGCCUUCUGCAGAACCUACAGUUGUGUGAAAUGUAUUUUAAUUAUGAAACAAAACAUGCCUUAGAAGCGCUUCAGGAAGAAAAGCCUGAGCUGACUAUUGUCUUUGAGCCUUCUUGGUAGGCUUGGAAACAGGACUGUCAGGUGCCAAGGCCGGCUCCGUGCCCCAGAGCAUCCCAUCCUUCAUGGUUAUGAACCUUCCUCCUCCACCAUCAGGACCACAGCCAGGCUUGUUCCAGUGCAGGGUCUGGAGCAAAGGCUCAUGUGGGGAGCCGAGCAUGUUUUCCCCAGGGAAGACUUCGAUAAUGUGAAACUGCUGGAGGAUGCAGUUCCCAUCACGUCCUCAGUCUGAAAGGUGUUCCAUCUUGGUGACCUUCUGGAACCAACUUAUAGAACAUUUUCUAUAAAUUGUCCUUUUCUCCUCCAAUGCUGUUUUUUUUUUUUUUUUAAAUCUCCCCUUCCCUCCCUCUUCCCCCUCAUUUUCUUCACAUUUGCUCACAUCAUUGUUUUUGUUUUUCUGUUAACUGACCGUACCGUAUAAGCAGCUGGCUGUGUGCUGAAUGGCAGGUUUGUGGUAGCCACUUAGCCACUCAUUUGUUUUUAUUUUUAUAGUUAUGUCUUUUUGUUUAGCUACCUGAAAACCCAGAGAUUUAUAAAAAUCUAUUUUUAUAUUUAUUGUAUGUAUGUACUGCUUUUUUAAAUUUAAAAAUAUAUCUGGAAUUCUUUUAAGUUAUUUGUUCAAACUAUU